CCCGCAUCAAAUUCUCACUACCAGUCACAGAUGAGUGAGAAGCUGUGCGUAGCUAUUAAGCAGAACUAUUAGACCAAACGGUCUCCCACAGCGAACAAACCACGCCAUCAAUCAAUGGCUGAACCCAAAACCAAAUACGAUCGUCAGCUCAGAAUCUGGGGCGAGCAAGGCCAAACAGCGCUCGAGAAAGCCAGCGUUUGCUUACUCAAUUGCGGCCCUACUGGCUCCGAAACCCUCAAGAACCUCGUUCUCGGCGGCGUCGGAAGCAUCACCGUCAUUGAUGGAUCUAAAGUCGAAUCCGGCGACCUUGGAAACAACUUUAUGGUUGAUGAAUCGAGCGUCGGGCAAUCCAAGGCGAAAUGUGUGUGUCAAUUUCUUCAGGAGCUCAAUGAUGCUGUUAAGGCUAAGUUUAUAGAGGAGUAUCCAGAGGCUUUGAUUCAGACCAACCCCUCCUUCUUUUCUCAGUUUACCUUGGUUGUGGCCACUCAGCUGGUGGAAGAUUCAAUGGUGAAGCUCGACAGAAUAUGUAGGGAUGCAAAUGUGCUAUUGAUCUUUGCUCGCUCUUAUGGCCUCACUGGGCUUGUCCGUAUCAGUUUGAAGGAACAUACUGUGAUUGAGUCCAAGCCUGAACAUUUCCUGGAUGACCUUCGUUUGAAUAAUCCAUGGCCUGAGCUUAGAGGGUUUGCGGAGACCAUUGAUCUAGAUGUGUCAGAUCCUGUUGCCCACAAACACACGCCAUAUGUUGUCAUUCUUGUCAAGAUGGCACAGGAGUGGGCUAAAAGUCACGGUGGUAAACUUCCAACAACUAGGGAAGAGAAAAAAGAGUUCAAGGAGCUUAUCAAAGCUAGGAUGACUGCAAUUGAUGAAGAUAACUACAGAGAAGCUAUUGAGAACUCCUUUAAAGUCUUCACUCCUCGAGGAAUCAGUCCAGAGUUGCAACAGAUAAUAAGUGACAGCCGUUCUGAAAUUGAUUCCAGUUCAUCAGACUUUUGGGUGAUGGUGGCGGCAUUGAAGGAAUUCCUAGCAAAUGAAGGUGGUGGUGAGGCACCCCUCGAGGGAUCGAUACCAGAUAUGACAUCUUCAACUGAGCACUAUGUAGCCUUACAGAAAAUCUACCAAGCCAAGGCUGAGGCUGAUUUUCUAGUUAUUGACCAAAGGGUUAGGAGUCUUUUAAAGAAAAUUGGUAGAGAUCCUAGUAGCAUCUCAAAGGCAACUGUUAAAAGUUUCUGCAAGAAUGCAAGAAAACUCAAAGUUUGCCGGUACCGCCCCAUUGAAGAUGAGUUCAGUUCUCCAAUCCUACCAGACUUACAGAAGUAUCUAACAGAUGAGGAUUACAGUGUAGCUGGUGGGUUUUACAUUUUGCUUAGAGCUGUUGAUCGGUUUGCUGCUAACUAUAACAGUUUCCCCGGAAAAUUUGAAGGUGUGAUGGAUGAGGACAUAUCUAGGUUAAAGACAACAGCUGUUGGCCUUCUUAGUGAUCUGGGUUGCAAUGGCGUAACAUUGACAGAAGACCUUAUCAAUGAGAUGUGCCGAUUUGGUGCUGCAGAGCUCCAUGCAGUUGCUGCUUUCAUCGGAGGAAUUGCAUCUCAGGAAGUGAUUAAGCUUAUAACGAGACAAUUUGUACCCUUGUCUGGGACUUUCAUCUUCAAUGGGAUCGACCACAAGUCUCAAUUGUUGGCACUGUAGCAGGUUCUGAGGCCAAAGUUGGAUUACCUCGAUGAUUAGGAGCAGCCAUUUUGUCCUGACUGCGUUUUUACAUAUUUUGUGGCACAUUUUGAAUGGAGGCUAUAUCUUGCUAUUGGUGAAGGGUGCAUGAUUUGAUGUUCUGCUACACUUUUCACUAUCCUGAAUGAAAGAGGAGUAUAUAGAGGGAAACAUGUAACCAAAAAGAGAGAAGAAAGUAGCUCGUAGUAGACUUUUAAGUUCAUUUUAUAAGAUUGAACUUCUAGUCAUUUCCAUUUUCCAUCUUCCUCCUGUUUAUUGGUCUGAGAUGGUUUUGUAGUUAGGUAUUGACUUGAUAUUUUUCUCGCCAUUUUUGACGAGUCCGGUACAUUAGCUGGUAAGGUAGCACAAUAUUUGAUGAAA
Rosa chinensis is the source of this 2085-nucleotide messenger RNA. Its product is annotated as NEDD8-activating enzyme E1 regulatory subunit AXR1. Gene Ontology annotation, cellular component: cytoplasm. Bases 115 to 1686 code for a protein of 523 amino acids. Gene Ontology annotation, molecular function: NEDD8 activating enzyme activity. Gene Ontology annotation, biological process: protein neddylation. The transcript has 15 exons. The record is from RefSeq and is a predicted model, not a curated record. NCBI's taxonomy places the organism in Eukaryota, Viridiplantae, Streptophyta, Magnoliopsida, Rosales, Rosaceae.